Molecule: messenger RNA, 3942 nt
Organism: Arachis stenosperma
Lineage: Eukaryota; Viridiplantae; Streptophyta; Magnoliopsida; Fabales; Fabaceae
Exons: 2
Coding region: 1-3942 (1313 amino acids)
Molecular function (GO): RNA-DNA hybrid ribonuclease activity; nucleic acid binding
Source: RefSeq, a predicted model, not a curated record
AUGGCUCGCGUUCACUGUAAAGAACUGGUAAGAAAAUUUAAUCCAGCUUUUGUUAUUCUUGUUGAAACACAUGUUGCUUUUGGCUCUAUGAAAUUUUUUUGGGAACAAUUGGGUUUCACUCCUGUGGGAAUUGUGGAAGCUAGUGGACACAGAGGGGGUAUAUGGUUUUUAUCCUCUGACGACACAACUAAGUGUAGAGUAAUUGCUACUAUGGAACAAUGUUUAUCUGUUGCUAUAGAAAUGGGUGGAAAGAAUUGGGUGUGCAGCGCAGUUUACGGUAGCCCCCAGCCGGCGAUUCGUGAAGAUUUGUGGGAACAUCUGUUGGCACUCGGAACUUCUAUACAAGACCCGUGGUUGGUAACAGGGGACUUUAAUGAAAUUUUGCUUUCUCAGGAAGUGAAAGGGGGCCACUUUAAUGUUAAUCGAAGUAAUUAUUUCUCUCACAUUUUGGAUUCGUGUAAUUUGUUUGAUCUGACAACAGUGGGUAGGAGUUUUACUUGGUUCAGGAAGGUUCAGGGGAACAAGGAGGUAGCCAAGAAGUUGGACAGAGCUUGUAGCAAUAGUAGUUGGAGAGUUAUGUUUCCUGAAAGAGUCAGGAAAGGCAGCAGACCGUUCAGGUUCCAAGCUGCAUGGGCUACUCAUCCAUCCUAUAAAAGUGUCGUCCAUAAAGCCUGGAUUGGCAACAACACACACAUUCAUGGCAAGCUUAGAAAGGUGCAAGAGGCUUCUCUGAAGUUCAAUUCUCGUGUCUUUGGGAACAUUUUUAUUAAGAAAAGGUCUCUAGAAAGCAAGCUUAAUGAUCUCCAAAAAAGAUUAGAACUUUGUGAUGAUGCAGUUGUCAAAGAAGAGGAACAAAGGUGCAGGGAUGAUUUUAAUUCGGUCCUUCUUCAGGAAGAGAUGCUCUGGUUCCAGAAAUCUAGGGAGCAAUGGGUCAGGUAUGGUGAUAAAAAUACAAAAUUUUUCCACCUGCAGACCAUCAUUAGAAGGAAAGCAAACAAAAUUCAUGGCCUUUUUGUGAGCGAUGGAUCUUGGUCUUCAGAUCCGAAUCUUCUUCAGCAAGAGGCACUAAGUUUUUAUAAAGAUCUUUUUUGCUCAACCGACCCGGUGGAGGUAAACUGUAUGGGUGAUUUUCCAAGACCUUCUCUUAGUAGUGAAGCUUGUGAGAGCCUAAUUAAGCCAGUGUCGAUGUUGGAGGUUAAAUCUGCAGUGGACAGCAUGAGCCCUUUCAAAGCUCCAGGGCCGGACGGAUUCCAAGCAUUCUUUUUUAAAGAAUAUUGGGAUGUAGUGGGCCAAGAUGUGUGGAGUCUGGUGUGUAGGGUGUUCCAAGGCGACACGAUUAAUCCUUCUAUGCUUGAAACCCUUAUUGUGCUCAUUCCUAAGGUUGACUCCCCAAGCAGAAUGAAGGACUUUCGACCAAUCAGUCUCUGCAACGUCGUGUACAAGAUAGUAACUAAGGUGCUGGUAACCCGUUUAAGACCCUACUUGGCUGAUAUUAUAUGCCCAAAUCAAGGAGGCUUCAUUCCUGGUAGAGGAGCUCCUGACAACAUCAUAGUAGCGCAAGAAGUCCUUCAUUUCUUGAAGAGAACGAAAUCAAAAAAGGGUGCUAUUGCUUUUAAGAUAGAUCGAGAGAAGGCAUAUGACCGGGUCGAUUGGAGGUUUUUAAACUACACUUUGAGUAGCUUUGGCUUUCCUGCCUCUACUAGAAGUCUUAUUAUGAAUUGUAUUCAGGCGUCAUCUCUUUCGAUAUUAUGGAAUGGGAAUAGGUUGGAGAGUUUUCAGCCUAAUAGAGGGUUGCGACAAGGAGACCCCAUGUCACCGUAUUUGUUUGUUCUUUGUAUGGAAAUGCUAGCUUGCUAUAUAUCUAAUCAAGUGGAGUUGGGGGCUUGGGACCCGGUUGCUGUCUCUCGGGGAGGUCCACGAAUCUCCCAUCUCAUAUUUGCAGAUGACCUUCUUCUUUUUGGUAAAGCAAGCAAGACACAAGUCCACCAGGUAAUGCAUUCUCUGAACUUAUUCUGUAAGGCAUCGGGCAUGAAGGUGAAUAUAGAUAAGUCCAAAGCUGUUUGUUCGAAGAGCGUGUCCAAUACUCGUAGAAAUGUCCUGGCUGGUGUAUCUUCUAUCAAAUUUGCUAAUGAGUUAGGCAAGUACUUGGGGGUCAACAUCAACCAUCCGCGGGCAUCUCGAGCGGCUUGCCUGGAGGCGGUGGAGAAAAUUAAAAGCAGACUGUCUAGCUGGAAGGGUCGGCUGCUUAAUAGGGCCGGCAGAUUAUGUCUUAUAAAAUCUGUGGCAACGUCUCUACCUAUAUAUCAAAUGCAGGUCUCCCUCUUCCCCAAAAAAGUGUGUUCUAAGAUUGAUUCUGUUCUUCGUAAUUUCUUGUGGAAAGGAAAGACAGAUGAGCGGGGCUUAAACUUGUUGAAUUGGGGUACUGUGAUCACGCCCAAGAGGUAUGGGGGCCUUGGUGUUCGCGACACUCAAUGUGUUAAUACUGCCCUCCUUGGUAAACUAGUUUGGCAACUCUUCCAUGGUCAGAACAAAUUAUGGGUGCGCAUUAUGCUAGCUAAAUAUGUUCAAGGAAGCUUGGGGCUAGAUCUUCAAUGCCCUACGCAAUCCUCGAGCAUAUGGCGCAACAUCACAAAGACAGCUAGUAGGCUUAAACAUGGCUAUGUUUGGUGCAUUGGUUCUUUAACUCAAUCUUUCUGGUAUCAUCCUUGGAGACCGUCGGGGUCUUUAGCCCCAGAGAUCCCUUUUGUGCAUAUUUCAGAUACUGGUCUUUCCCUAGGUGACGUGUGGUCUGGGAGAGUUUGGAAUUUGGACCAUCUUUAUACUGUGUUGCCUGAGACCCUAAAACUAGAUAUUACAGCUUACAACCCUAUAGUGCAGGCAGGUUGUGAUCCGAACUGGUGUUGGGGAUCUAAUGCCUCAAAGACUUACUCAACAAGGGAUGGUUAUGAAUGGCUCCUUGAAAGAAAGGUUGCAUGGGAUACAAAUGAGAAUUGGUUAUGGCUUUGGCGUUUAGGAAUACCUGAGAAGGUCAAGGGGUUGAUUUGGCUCAUCUUGCAUGGGGCCAUCCCCACUGCCAGCCUUCGUUACCGAAGACGCUUAACAGCAACGGAUCUUUGCCCCAGAUGCAAUGAAGUACCAGAAUCUGUUGAACAUUGCCUCAGACUUUGUAAUAAAGUGAGCCCGAUUUGGGAGAGCUUGAAGGUGGGAAUGCAAACUUGGGAUGUCGCCUUGGAUUUUCAAAGUUGGCUUCGUAUAAAACUUCGGACCAAUGAAGAAAUUUUUGCAGCAGGUCUUUGGUGGAUUUGGAGGGAUAGAAACAAUGAUAUCUUUAAUCAGAAUGACAUUUGGAGCAAGGAAAAAGUUCUCCAGCUUAUCAGGCACUCUGCAGCCGAGUAUGCUUCAAUCAAGCGUUCUAAUCAGGUGACACACAAUCCCUCUUUAUGUGAUUCUUGGUGUCCUCCCCCAAUCAAUGUUGUUAAAUUAAAUUGCGAUGCUAGUCUUUUGGACCAAGAUCAACUGGCUGGUUUUGGGUGUGCUAUUCGGGACAGUACGGGUAAAUGGUUAUUGGGUUGUUCAGCAAGCAUUCCAAUAGGAACUAUUACUUGGUGUGAGAUAUUCGCAAUUUGGAGGGGUCUUUGUUUAGCUUGGGAAAGUGGUCACGGGGAGGUAAUUUGCGAAACAGAUUGUCUAGAAGCUUAUCUCUUGAUUAAAAAGGAUCCAUACCAGAUGCGGAGAGAAUACACAGACCUUCUUUUGAAGAUUUCUGAGAUCCUUCAGCGUAAUUGGGUGGUUCAAGUUCAAUUGAUUCAACGAACAGCGAAUUCGGUAGCUGACCGUUUAGCUAAGACAGCGGCUAGGCAUUCUCGUCCUUACACUGAAUUUUUAAUUCCUUGUAGUGUUAUUGAUCAGAUCAUUAGGAAGGAGAUGAUAUCUCCAUCCUAA